Molecule: messenger RNA, 949 nt
Organism: Miniopterus natalensis
Lineage: Eukaryota; Metazoa; Chordata; Mammalia; Chiroptera; Miniopteridae
Gene: MTNR1A
Product: melatonin receptor 1A
Biological process (GO): G protein-coupled receptor signaling pathway
Cellular component (GO): plasma membrane
Molecular function (GO): melatonin receptor activity
Source: RefSeq, a predicted model, not a curated record
UCGUGGUGGACGUCCUGGGCAACCUGCUGGUCAUCCUGUCCGUGUGGCGCAACAAGAAGCUGCGGAACGCGGGGAACAUUUUCGUGGUGAGCCUCGCCGUCGCAGACCUGGUGGUGGCCGUGUACCCCUACCCCUUGGUGCUCACGUCUAUCCUCAACGACGGCUGGAACCUGGGGCACCUGCACUGCCAGGUCAGCGGCUUCCUCAUGGGCCUGAGCGUCAUCGGCUCCAUCUUCAACAUCACCGGCAUCGCCAUCAACCGCUACUGCUACAUCUGCCACAGCCUCCGCUACGACAGGCUGUUCAGCAACCGCAACUCGCUGUGCUGCGUGCUGCUCAUCUGGGUCCUGACGCUCGCGGCCAUCGCGCCCAACCUGCGCGUGGGGACCCUGCGGUACGACCCCCGCAUCUACUCCUGCACCUUCGCGCAGUCCGUCAGCUCGGCCUACACCAUCGCCGUGGUGGUUUUCCACUUCAUCGUCCCCAUGCUCGUGGUCCUCUUCUGCUACCUGAGAAUCUGGGUCCUGGUCCUUCAGGUCCGACGGAGGGUCAAACCCGACGACAAGCCCAGACUGAAGCCGCAGGACCUCAGGAACUUUGUCACCAUGUUCGUGGUGUUUGUGCUUUUUGCCAUUUGCUGGGCUCCUCUCAACCUAAUUGGCCUCGCCGUGGCCUCGGACCCUGCCAGCAUGGUGCCCAGGAUCCCAGAGUGGCUGUUCGUGGCCAGUUACUAUAUGGCCUAUUUCAACAGCUGCCUCAAUGCCAUCAUUUAUGGACUCCUGAACCAAAAUUUCCGGAAGGAGUACAGGAGAAUCCUGGUGUCCCUCUGCACAGCCAAGAUGUUCUUCGUGGACAGCACUAACGACGGGGCAGGCAGGGCCAAGUGCAGGCCCUCUCCACUAAUGACCAACAAUAACCUCAUAAAGGUGGACUCCGUCUAAAAAAACCC